AGCGGGAAAAUACACACAACAAUCCGAUGUCUGUUGCAUGUUUUAUUAACGUUAAAUGAAGCAACUGAAUCGAAAAUGUCGGAUCGAUCAUGUCCACUGUCGUCGGAGGUACAACGACGACCCCCGCUAAUCAAAUCCACAAUCUUUCAUCUUCUCUUCAAUUAAACAUCAAUAAAUUCAAUAUACGACUGUUCGUUUCAAUCCCCAUAAUAUACACGUUCUUAUGCGAGUUUAAUCGCCCCAUUCAUUCAUUUUAUAACAUUGUUUCAGAAUUUUGAACUUUUUUCAUCCAUAAACCAUCGCCAAGAUCCAGCAGUGGCUGAAGUGUGAAUAAUGAGUGCCGCAGGAGAGGAAGAAGAUCUCACGUUGGAGUACUCGCCGACGUGGGUGGUAGCCGCCGUCUGCUUUGUCAUCGUCUCCAUUUCCCUCGGCGUAGAACGCGUUCUCCACUUCACCGGAGAGUAUCUGAAGAAGAAGAAUCAGAGGCCUCUGUACGAAGCUCUCCAGAUAGUUGAAGAAGAGUUGAUGCUGUUGGGGUUCAUAUCAUUGCUAUUGACUGUGUUCCAAGGUCGCAUAAACAAGAUGUGUGUGCCUCCCAAUACAAUGCAUCACAUGCUCCCCUGCCCGUUAGCUCAGGAAGAAGCGUUUUUGGCUGCUGAAUUGGCUCCUGUUUCCCAUGACAAAGAGUUCCAUAGCUGGAAGUCACCUCCUGAGCGAGUACCAGGAACUGGUUAUUGCGUUGCGAAGCAUAAAGUUCCAUUACUAUCUCUAGAAGCAUUGCACCACCUCCACAUAUUUAUAUUCGUUUUGGCCAUCGUCCACCUUGUGUUCACUGUCCUCACCAUUCUAAUAGGAGGGGCAAAGAUACGCCAAUGGAAGCAAUGGGAGGAUGCAAUUGCAGAAGCCAAUUUUGAGACUGGGCCUGAUCUGCAACCAGGACUCACUGAUGUCCGUCACCAUGAUUUCAUCAGGAAUCGAUUUGUGGGUGUGGGUAAACGGUCGACCAUCUGGGGUUGGUUGCACUCUUUCUCUAAGCAAUUUUUUGGUUCUGUCUCAAAGUCAGAUUAUAUAGCACUUCGUAUGGGCUUCAUUAUGACACAUUGCAGAGGGAAUCCGAAAUUUAAUUUUCACAAGUACAUGAUGCGUGCACUGGAAGAUGAUUUCAAGAAAGUUGUUGGCAUUAGUUGGUAUUUGUGGUUAUUUGUCAUUUUCUUCUUGUUGCUGAAUAUCAACGGAUGGCAUACAUAUUUUUGGAUAGCAUUCAUUCCUUUUGCACUUCUACUUGCUGUAGGUACAAAGUUGCAGCAUGUGAUAAUACAAUUGGCACAUGAGGUUGCAGAGAAGCAUGCAGCAAUAGAGGGUGAAUUAGUUGUGCAACCAUCUGAUGAUCAUUUCUGGUUUCACCGCCCCCAAAUUGUUCUCAAUGUUAUACACUUUAUUCUCUUCCAAAACGCUUUUGAAAUCGCCUUCUUCUUCUGGAUAUGGCUGCAAUAUGGGUUUGGUUCCUGCAUCAUGGGACAAGUCAAGUACAUUGUGCCCAGGCUUCUCAUAGGAGUUAUCAUUCAGGUGCUUUGCAGCUAUAGCACAUUGCCCCUUUAUGCCAUUGUUACACAGAUGGGAACCUAUUUCAAGAAGUCGAUAUUCGAUGAACAUGUUCGGGCCGGUCUGGUCGAGUGGGCUCAGAAGGCAAAACGAAAGAAAGAGUUGAAAGUUACUCCAAAUGCAGCCCCAAAUGAGGAGGCAUCAAACGGUCGUUCGUCCACACCCACAAGCGUACAGAUGGGAGAGAUUUACAUGAUCAAUGAGGAGCGGCAAACGAUUAAUCAUGACGAUGAUUUGUAGAGUAGUAACCAUGUACGAGUUGCAGUGGGUAUUUAACCGUAUUUUGUUCCUCACUUCCACGUAUAUACUUUGAAAUUCAGUGCAUGCAUUUCAUUUCAGCAUUUAAUCCAAUUUUGGAGACCUCCCAGAAA
Messenger RNA from Cuscuta europaea, 1973 nucleotides. The record is from the annotation of a GenBank genome assembly. NCBI's taxonomy places the organism in Eukaryota, Viridiplantae, Streptophyta, Magnoliopsida, Solanales, Convolvulaceae.